This is a messenger RNA of Suillus plorans, 706 nucleotides long. Its product is annotated as ribosomal L27 protein-domain-containing protein. Gene Ontology annotation, biological process: translation. Gene Ontology annotation, cellular component: mitochondrial large ribosomal subunit; ribosome. The record is from RefSeq and is a predicted model, not a curated record. The coding region runs from base 86 to 532 and encodes 148 amino acids. The transcript has 4 exons. NCBI's taxonomy places the organism in Eukaryota, Fungi, Basidiomycota, Agaricomycetes, Boletales, Suillaceae. Gene Ontology annotation, molecular function: structural constituent of ribosome.
UCGGCGCGUGAUCUUAGGUUAUCCUCACGCUUGACCAACAUCAUCCAUCGGGCUUUACUAGCACUUUCGACCGAGCUCAGACGAUAUGUCCUUUUCUUUUCUUGCUCGGUGCUGUGAAACAGCAAGAAGUCCAUUCUCUUUACUUGGUUCUGUGCGGACUGCUACCAAACGUGCUGGAGGAACAGUUCGAAACCAUGGAGGAUCGCCGGGUAAGCGUCUGGGUCUCAAGAAGUUUUCUGACCAGUAUGUCAUUCCCGGCAACAUUAUAGUACGACAACGGGGAACGCAAUUCCACCCAGGGCAAAAUGUCAGAAUAGGUCGCGACCAUACUAUCUAUGCCACCACCCCGGGCUUCGUACGAUUCUACAAACAAAAGUGGCUACGAGGAGACCGGAAGUUUAUUGGUGUAGUUCUGCAUCGCGGCGAGAAGCUUCCAAGGGAUGAAACCUCGCUAGGUCGCAGUCGAUUCUUUGGCCUCGUCGACUUGAAUACUUUCGCUAAGAGCGGCCCAUCAUCACAAAACAGUGCAUGAGUGGAUUUUGAUUCGCCCACGGUUUCAGGAUGUCGGCUACACAACCGUCGUCGUAUUUUCUAGGCCCGUUGCACUCACCAUAGUACUGGGCAGUGCGCACUUUUUGCCAUAAUAUUUUUAGCGCAUCUUUUAUAUAUAGAUGAUAAAUCUCAUAUGCAUUGCUAUUGCUGGGUC